Messenger RNA from Ziziphus jujuba (common jujube), 4878 nucleotides. RefSeq lists its product as uncharacterized. The transcript has 10 exons. Lineage: Eukaryota; Viridiplantae; Streptophyta; Magnoliopsida; Rosales; Rhamnaceae. The coding region runs from base 272 to 4558 and encodes 1428 amino acids. The record is from RefSeq and is a predicted model, not a curated record.
AGAAUGCGGGCCUGACUUUUAUUAACAGGUGUCACACAGUUAGAGCGAGUUGCACAGUUUCUAUUUUUGCGCCCAAAGGAAGGCGUGCAUGAAAUAUUAGCCGGCUGUUUCCACUAUGCACUUCACUGUGGAAGCCACUUGAUUCAACAGUUGGUAAUGGUGGUUGUGAAGCUACCGCUAUUCUUCGAUUUGCAAGAGAGGUGUAACUCAGAAACGAGAAGAAGAAGAAGAAGAGCAAUCGAAAAGAAAACGCAGGAAGGAAGAGGAAAAUAUGUUCAGGCUUCAUAAGCAUAGGAAUGCGAAACCCGGAGACAAGGUUGAUUUCAAAUUCUCUCAGUUUAAGGCACUCCAGGUACCCAAAGGAUGGGACAAGCUGUUUGUAUCUAUUGUCUCUGUAGAAACUGGGAAAGCAAUUGCAAAGUCAAGCAAAACAGCGGUGCGUAAUGGAAGUUGCCAAUGGACUGAGACUCUGUCGGAGUCAAUUUGGGUUUCGCAAGAUGAUUCUUCAAAGGAUUUCGAGGAUUGUCUCUUCAAGCUCAUUGUUUCCAUGGGAUCAGCGAGAUCUGGCAUUCUUGGAGAGGCUACAGUCAAUAUGACAGAUUAUAUGAGUGCAAGUGCUUCGGUUCCUGUAUCCCUUCCAUUAAAAAAGUGCAGCCAUGGGACAGUUUUACAAGUAAAAAUUCAGUGCAUAACCCCAAGAACAAAACUCAGGGAUGAAAAAUCAAAAGAGAAGGACUCUGAUUUGGAAAAACCAAAUGCAGACUGUCAUGAUGUUGAAAUCCUGUCAGAUGGAUCUGAAAGUACAUUUGCAAGGAGUUCCGAGUCUUCCUCCACUAAGGAACUUGGGUUGAACUCACAACCAGGAGAAGCUGGGAGUAGAGAAACAAGUUUCUCUGUAUCAGGGUCACAAAGAAGUUAUGACUCAGGAGAAGGUUCAACAGUAGGGGAAAAUAUGUCCCUUGGGCCUGGAGAGGAUGGUGCUAAUAUGAACAGCCUGAUUAAGAGGGAGAAUUCAAUUUGCUCAGAAAAUAGUGUAUCUCAAGGCAAUUAUUCUGUUGAAAAUCCUUAUCAAUCUAAUAAUUCAUCAUUCAAUUCACAGAUUAUGGGGUCAGGUAAUCAAUCUAAGAAUUCUCAGAAAGAUUUUACAUUAUCCUCUAUGAAAUACACUGCUUCUAAAAACCUUCUGGAAGCUGCAGAAAAUAAUAUUGAAGAGCUGCAUGCGGAAGCUAAGAUGUGGGAGAGAAAUGCCCGAAAGCUAAUGCUUGAUUUGGAUAUUUUGAGGGUCGAAUUUUCUGAUCAAUCAAAGAAGCAGGCGGAUUUGAAUAUGGAGCUCUCAGCAGCCUAUGCAGAGCGUGAUUUUUUGAAGAAAGAAAUUGAACAAUUAAAAUUUUUCCUGGAGAAGUCAGCAGCGAAACAAACAGCCAUAGAAGAUUUAACAUCUCAAAAUGAAGGUCUUCCUCAUAUUCAAAAUGAACUAAAAGAUGAACUAAAGUUUCAUAGAGAAUCCAAUGCCAAUUUGGCUCUGCAGUUGGAGAGAAGUCAAGAAUCAAACAUCGAGCUUGUUUCUGUUCUUCAGGAGCUGGAAGAGACGGUCGAAAAGCAGAAGAUGGAGUUAGAGAAUCUUUUAGCACUGCAAUCAGAGUUCAGUAAUAUGGAAAGUACCAUCCAAGCAAAUGCAGAGGAGAACAGGAAAUUAACAGUAGAGCUACAACAAUUGCAGGAGUCGGAAAAUAAUUUGAAAAUUAAAGUGCAAACGCUGGAACAGGCAUUGGAGAAAAACAAACACACAGAGAAUGAAGGGAGUCUGAACAGUCAAACCCUUCUGGAUAUUGAGACAGAAUACAAAAGUAAGUUAUCCAAUAAAGAAGAAGAAAUUGUUAAUUUAAAAGCAAAAUUAUCUGAGUCUCUAAAUGAAUGGCAUUAUGUAGAAAUGGAGUCCAUAAAUGCAGGUGAUGCCGAUCUGAUUAGAAAGAUUGAAGAGUUAACAGAAAAGGUGCAGGAACUAGAGAAGGACUGUAAUGAGCUGACUGAUGAAAACCUAGAACUCUUAUUCAAGCUGAAGGAAUCAAAUAAAAAUUCCAGUAAAAGAGAUGCAUCUGUUGAUAACUUUGGUAAGGAAACUACAUCUCAGGAUCAUUCAAUUCAAGUACUUGAGAGUUUGAAGAUGGAGCUAGAGUGCAAAGUGACAGAAAUGGCAGAGGAAUUGACUGAAAAGGGCUCUGAGAUGGAAAAGCUUCAGGCUAACCUUUUGUCAAAAGAUGAUGAAAUUUUGGUUCUUAGACAACGUCAAAGUGAACUAGAAACUAAGGUUUCUGGUCUUCAAAAAGAAAAAAUCCAGCUACAAAAACAAAUGGAGGAUAUGGAUAGAGAAAAUGAUAUCACCUCUAAGUGCUUGAAUGAACCACGUAAUGAUGUGAUGGUGCAAAGCAGCAGUAUGGACUCCCAUGUUUCGGUCAAUAAGGAACUUGAAAAAAAAUGUACAGAGCUAGAAACUGGAAACCAAGAACUGCAAGUUCAUUUGUCAGAGCUCGAAGAGGAAAACGAACAGUUAUCGGUACAUGUAUCUGGUCUUGAAGCUCAGCUUAGACACUUGAGAAAUGAAAACGAGUCUAGUCUAUCUGAAUUAGAGGAUUUUAAAUCUCAUUCUCAGACUUUCCAAGAUGAGAUUAACAGAUUAAACAUUGAGUUGGAAUCCAAUAAACAAGAGAUGAAAAGCAAAUUACAGGACACACAAAACCAGUGGUCAGAAGCUGAAGAAGAAUGCGAGUAUCUGAGAGAGGAAAAUAUGAAGCUGCGAGCUUCUUCUGAGAGCAUCAUUGAAGAAUGCAGUUAUCUCCAGAAAUUAAAUGGAGAGUUGAGGAAACAGAAGGUGGAAUUGCAUGAGCAUUGUUCCAUAUUGGAGACUAAGCUAAGGGAUUCACAUAAAAGGUUGGCAGAUUGCUCCAAGAAAGUUGAAGACCUGGAAGAAACUCUGUCUUCAAUGGUGGCAGAUAUUGCUUCAAAAGAGAACAGCCUAACUUCAAAAUUAAAUGAAGUUCUUGAUGAAAACUUAAGAUAUAAGGAGAAACUGAAAUUGGAAGAAAGCUCCUUAAAUCGGAUGUACAUGGAAAAGGCAGUUGAAGUACAGAACCUUCAGCUAGAGGUAGAACAGCUGAGGAAAGAAAUUUCUUCAAGUCAGGAAGAAAAAGAAAGAAUAGCUUCAGGUGCUGUGCAGGAAGAAUCCAGACUACGUGCUGAUAGCAUUAAACUGCAAAAGGAUUUUCAAGAAAUUCAAUCUAAACUUGAACAAACUGAGAAUGAGCUCAAUAUUAUGCACCUAGAAUAUAAAGUGAAGCUACAAAACUUGACUGACGAACUUGAUGCUUCUAAGCAAAAUCAGCAACUGCUGAUGGCUGGCCAUGAAAAACUGUCAACGUUAUUGGAGAACUACAAAUCAGGAGAGGAAAAAUUCAAGGCUACUAUAAAUAGUCUUGAACUGAAGAUUUCAGUCUCUGAAUAUGAACGACAACAACUGGCUGAAGAAUCUUCCAAUCUGAAGGUUCAAUUGCAGAAUUUAUCUCAUCUUCAGGAUGAACUUUUGGCUUCUACGAAACAGCUUCAUGCAACUAAGUUUGAGAAAGAGAAACUGGAAGCAUCCUUGCACUCAAUAUCAGAAGAAUGUGAAGAUCUGAGGGCAGAAAAGAAUACAUUUAUUGAGAAGAUCUCGAUAUUGAAGAGCACUAUGUCUGAAUUAGAGAACUGCAAACGUGAAAAGGAAGCCUUAGAGAAAAAGCUUCUGCCGAUGGAAGGUGAAUUAGUGGAAAAGGAUGUGUUACGUGCUCAAGAUACUGAGCUGAAAAAUGAGCUCAACCAGAUCAAGAAAGCAAACGAGCAAUUCCAGCAGAAAAUGCAACUUCUCCGGGAAGAGAGAGAUGAAUGCCUAAGAAAAUCUCAAGCCCUUGAAGAAGAAUUAAAACUCGUUAAGGAAGAAAAACAGAAUCAUAAGGAGCACGUCAAUUCAAAGGUUGCCAGCUUAUCAAAGAUCAAUAGCAAAGUUAUUCCAGUCCGUGAAGAUAUGAAGCUUUCAAAAAAUGAAAUGGUCAAGAACAGCAAUUAUCGUCGUGAUAAUAGAAGGAAUGCAUCCUUAAAGAAUGGCCUAGUACAAGACCAUGUGAAAGAAGGUCACGUCCAACAUCCUAGAGAGAAUGGUAGUGGAUGUGAAGUUCGUGAUGCAAGUCCUCGAGAUGUUGGUGCUGAUCCUGGCUCGAAGAUUCAGUUGCUUGAGGAUGAACUUGCCAAGGCUUUGGAAGCAAAUAACAUGUAUAAAGUUCAGCUUAAUAGGCUAUUGUCUGAAGGCCGAGACGUCCAUUCAGAUGGUCGUAGAAAAUCAAAAGGUCAAGGUGAAAUUAUGGCAACAGAAACACAUGAAAGUAUAAGAUCCUCUCUAGAGGCAGAAUUAAGAGACAUUCGCGAACGCUACUUGCACAUGAGCCUCAAAUACGCUGAGGUGGAAGCUCAGCGUGAAGAACUAGUGAUGAAGCUGAAGACAACUAAGGGCGGAAAAAGGUGGUUCUCAUGAAUCUUGUCACUUUUUUGUUUGCACUUUUUUGGCAAGUGACCAUACAUCUCUCCUCCUCCAACUACCAAUCUCUGGUAGUCUUUUUUGUUUUUUUUUGUUUUUUUUGUUUUUUUGGUGUUUUCAAUGAAUCUGUAAAUAUACUAGUUUUCAUCUUCUUUAAUAAGCAGUAGAGGAAAAGAAUGGCGUGAUUGUAAAUAAGGAAUAACAGUUGAGAGGUGGAUGAUAGAAACUUCGGUAGUGCUGCUGCUACAUGGUAGCAAUAAACGUAAAAAGAAAUAAUAAAAAAUAAAAAAUAAGGAAUGUAGUUAUUUUUUGAUGUA